Closterium sp. Naga37s-1 is the source of this 5898-nucleotide messenger RNA. The record is from the annotation of a GenBank genome assembly. NCBI's taxonomy places the organism in Eukaryota, Viridiplantae, Streptophyta, Zygnematophyceae, Desmidiales, Closteriaceae.
AUGCUACAGGGUGACUGUAUCGAGCGGCAGCCGGACCACAUCGUGGUGGCGGUGACUCUAUCGGAGGAAGGCAGAGGGCUCAUCCAAUGGACGAUCAGCCGAUGCCAGCCGGGUGACGUCAUCUACGUCCUCCACGUCAUCGUGCCGCCCACCGACGGCGCGCGCCCGCCGCGGUUGGAGGAGAUGCGCGAGGACCAGCGGCGGAAGCUGGAGAUCUUCUCCGCGCUGCUGUGGGGCUUCGAGGCGCUCUGCGACGAGAAGAAGGUGGCGGCGUCGGUGCGCGUGGUGCACGGCGCGUGCGAGGAGCAGGCGGUGGCGGACGAGGCGAGACUGCUGGGGGCGACGCGGGUCGUCGUGCACAAGGACGGCAUGGGGCGGCGCUUCUCCCCGCGCGCGCUGGAGCAGCGCCUUCCGCCCGCCUGUAUGGUGCUCUUUGUCGGCGGUGGACGCCUCGCGCUCGCGAAGCGCGGGAAGGGCGGAGUGGGCGCGGCGGUGGGCGCGGCGGAGGGGAAGAGCGCGGGGAACAGAGCAGCAGCGGGUGACGCCACGCCCAACGGGCAUCGCCCGCUCUACAUCCCGCUUAUGCGCCUCUUCGGUAGUAGUAGCAAGGACCGGGACGGGUACAGGGACGAGGGAGUCGCUGCCAAGGGCGGUGCCGGUGAGAAGGCGAAGGUCGGCGCGAGGGAGAGCGUGCGGGAGAGGGAGAGGGAGCAGGGAAGGGAGAGGGAGGUGAAGGCGGCAGGCGCUACCUCCUCGUCUUCUGCUCGCUCCUCCAAACCAUACCACGGCGGCAAUAGCGGCAGCAGCAGAAGUGCGAGCGGUGCAGGAGCGUCGCCGCACCCCACGGCACGCAGUGCCAUGCAUGCGAGCAGCAUGAGCCAGGGGCCAUCCAUGAUGGGCAGCGGCAUCAGCCGCAGCGGACCCCUCUCGUACCACCAUGCUGCAGCGAGCGGUGCUGGGAGCAUGAGCGGCCCGCACGACCGAUCAGCACCAGUGGCGGCACAUGCAGCAGCGGCGGGGGGGAGUGGGGGAGCGCGCAGGUUGGCGCAGCUGCCGCGGUCCAACUCGCUGACGAGCCUGCGCCAGCACCCCGCCUCGCAUAACGCCAAGCCGUCCAUUGCUCAGCGCGCACUCUCGCUGCUGCAGGGCGACGUCUCCUUCCCCCGCAGGCCAUUCGCGUCGGGCAAGGCGCGCAGCGUCUGCAACUCCCCGCGCGCCUCCUCCCCCCACGCGUCCUUCUUCUCCUCCUCCUUCUCCGCCUCCCGCCCCUCCUCCCCCCGCGCAUCCCGCCCGUCCUCCCCCCGCUCCUCCGCCUUCAAUUCGUUCUUCCCCUCCUCCCCGCGCUCCUCCCGCCCCUCCUCCCCACGCGCCAGCGCAGGCAACCCGCAGUUCUCCCCCUUCGUCUCCCCGCGCGCCACUGCAGCGAAUCCCUUCUUCCCCCCCUCCUUCGACCCGUCGUCCCGCGCUGCCGCUACCGACGGCAGGUUGGGGCAGCGACAGCAGGGGCAGCAGCAAGGUGGGGGGCAGCAGCGGCAACGGCAGGGGCAGCAGCAGGAGCAAGGGAGUAGCAGAAGCGCGGAGCACAUGCCAAAGUGGCAGCUGCUGCGAUCGUCCAUCACCGGCAAACAACAGCCUCAGCAGCAGAUGCAGCAGCAGCAGGGGCAGCAGGCGCAGCAGCAGGCGCAACAGCAGCAUCAGCAGCAGCAGCAGCAGCAUUUGAGAGACGGGUCACGUUCGUUUGAGUCACAGUCGGCCGCAGUCACGCCCAGGCACAUGCGCGUGCAGCGGUCAGCGUCGUUUGCGGGCGUGAGCGCCGUGGCGGCGACCCUGGCGCAGCAGCUGGGGUGGGAGCACGAGGCGGAGGCGGCGGAGGAGGAGGAGGAGCGCAAGGCGCGCGAGCAGGUGCGCAGGGGACGCGAGGUGGCGCAAGGGGAGGAGGGGCGGCGGGGCGAGGGACAGCAGAGUGCGCAGAGCGAACUGAACGCGCGACUGGUGAGGCUGCAGCAGCAGCAGCAGCAGAUGGAGCAGGGUGGGAGAGGGAUGAGAGGAGGGGAAGGGAAGGUGAGCUUCUAUGUGGGUCAAGGGCAACAGGAGGAAGCGAUGGUAAGAGCUGAUAUAGCCAGCGCUGCUCGCGAUGCUGCCAUUGCUGACCGCACUGAAGGCGUUGACUGCAUUGACUGGGCCAACCGCUGUGACGUGGAAACUGCGUCCUCCUCUUCCUCUUCCUCUGACGAUUCGUCUGAGCGCGGGGAUGCCAAUAACGCGGAUGGGCUGGAUGAUGCGAUACAGGGUACAGUGCACCACUGUAGCUUUCCGUCUAUGGACGCGUCAGAUGCCGCCCAGCCUGUCCUGGAGUCGUUCUGCUCUGACAUCUCUGCCACGUCAGCUGCCACGUCAUCCUCCGCGUUUUCGUCUCGUUCAGGAACGUCCUCGCAUUGGACGGACAUCCCCAGCAGCGGCUCCCUCUCAACCCCAGCCUGCCACAUGCGUGCCGCAGGGCGAGGAGGGGAGGAGGCGAGGGGUGAAGGGAACUCAGGGCAGGAGAAUCAAGGGCACGAGAGAAAGGGGCAGGAUGGGAAGGGGCAUGGGUUGGUGGGGGAGGCAGUGGCGCGGGAGAGGGCGGAGGCAGGGGAGGGUAAGGAGGACGCCAGGUGUCCUGUUCUGGUUGGCCGGUUCCCCGUGCACAGGCCACGGCAGAGGGCGGGCGUGGGCGGCACAAUGGGCGGCUCAGUGGGCGGGUGGAGUGGCGGGUCGGGGCGGCGAUUAUCGGUGCUGAAUAAGACGAGGGACCCCCAGAGCGUGAGGCGAAUAGAGUCUGAGAGUGAGAGUGAGAGGGAUAGGGAUAGGGCGAGGGCGAGGGCGAGGGAUUUCGGGAGAGUGAGGAGAGAAGGGAGUGGGAUUGGGAGUGAGAGGGGCAUGUGUGCGCCUGAUGCGUGUUUGUUAGCUGAUGGUGGGAGUGAGGGUGGUGUGAGCGAGAGGGAGGGUGGUGAGAGUGCGAGGGACAGGGAGUGGGGGUUUGUGGUGCGAGCAGCAGGAGUGGGGGAGACGGGCAGGGAGAGGGAGGAUGCAGGGGAGAGUGCUGAAGAGGUGAGUGCGGACGGGGAGGAUGAGGAGGAGACCGAGAGGGAAGAUGGAAGGGAGGCAGAUGCGGGAGAAGAAGUGAGUGAGAGGAGGAGUAGCGAGGCGAGGAGUGAAGGGAGAGAAGUGCGGGAGACGAGCAGCGGGGAGGGAGAGGGAGGGAGGCAGGCAGAAGGUAGCAGGGAGGUGGAGAGCGGUGCAGAGGGAGGGGUGGACCCACUGCCGUGUGUACGACAGCAGUCGCUGCCUGUGAGCCGCAGCUGCAGCUCGCUGGUGCCCUCCAGGCGCUACUUCUCCGACGGCAGCGAGCAGGCGCGCAGGGACGGCAGGAGGGACGUGCCUGCCAUGCCACAGAGAGCAGCAUUAGGAGCGGACGCGGGGUUGCAUGGAGGGGACGGGUGGAGUGGUGCAGGACUGGGCAGGAGUAGCAGUGGUGGCGGCGGUGGCGUUGCUGCACGUGCAGCCCUGGCGUCGCCGUCCCCUGGCGUGCGGCGGAGCAACUCGUUCACUCAGGGAGCCAGGCUCACAACUGCAGGGGCAGCGGCAGCACAGGCGGCAGCAGGGGUGGAAGCAGUGGGGGCGGUGGGCGCGGGUGGGGCGGGAGCGUGGGAGGGGCCGUGGCGGAAGCUGCAGUGGUGCCAGGUGGAGCAGGCGACUGAUGGGUUCGCCACGAGGAACCUUCUGGGAACGUGCGGGGGCUACAGCCGGGUGUAUCAAGGGCGGCUGCCCGGCGGGCAGCAGAUAGCUGUGAGGCGCGAGAUGCUCUCCUGCGCCACCACUGCUGAUGGUGGUGAUGCUGGUUGCGGUGGUGCUGGUGGGGUUAUUGCUGCUUAUGGUGCCAGGCAAGGGGGGAGACCACGUGGCGGUGUGCCAUUGGCUGUGGAACGCGGGCUGAGCAGCGAGGUGGCGGCUGAGCUGGCGGUGCUGGCGACGCUGAGUCACCGCCACGUGGCACAGCUGGUGGGGGUGUGUGCGGAGAGGAGGGACGAGGUGGCACUGGUGUUUGAGCACAUGGAAGGGGGCACCCUUGAGUCUGCGCUGAGAGGGAACUCCGGUUCUGCUGCUGCUGCGGCUGCGGCUGGUAACCCUGGCUCUCUCCCGUGGACUGUGCGGCCAAUAGUAGCACGCCAGCUGGCACUGGCACUGCACUACCUGCACGAGGGGGCGCCCAGGGCAGUGGUGCAUCGGAACGUGCGGGCGGCGAGUGUGAUGCUAACGAGGGGCGGCGAGGUGAAGCUAUCGGAGUUUGGGUUGGCUCUCUUCGCUGCUAACAACGAUGCGCCCAUGCAAGUGCCGCUUGCUGGCACGUUCGGCUACCUGGCGCCCGAGUACCUGUCCCACGGGGCAGUGAGCACGCACACAGACGUGUUUGCAUUUGGGGUGGUGCUGCUCGAGCUGCUCUCAGGCCAGCCUCCUGUGGAUGAUAGCCGGCCCCGCGGGAUGCAGUGCCUCGUGCAAUGGGCUCGGCCGCUGAUAGAGGAGGGCAGGCUGCACGAGGUGGCGGAUCCCGCCCUGCAGGGAGGUUACCACCCGCACCAGUUCGCCCUGCUCGCCCGCACCGCCCUGCUCUGCACUCACAAGGACCCCUCGCAGCGACCCUCCAUGCUGCAGGUGCUCCACCUCAUAGACUCGGGCCCUCCUGCGACGCCAUCGGGGUCGCCCGGCGUGCUGCGCGGCGACGAUGUGGAGUUCGACAUCGACUUUCACUUGCACGAGCUGCCGUCCCGCUCGCGACAUGCGACGAGUGCGACGGGGGCGCGAUAUGCUGCGACGGACGUGACGAGCGCGGGCGAGUGGCGGGAGGUGGCGGAGUUGAAGCUUGCGCUGGGCGCGCUCGUGGGACGCGUGACGGCGGAACUGGCGAAAGCGGGGGUGGCGGUCGGAUUGGGGAAGAGUGAGGUGAAGGCGGAGCGGAGGGCGGAGCGCAAAGUGCGGCUGAGUCCGGCGGUUAGUCGGCUGGUCAGCGGUGCCGUCGCCGGUGGCGUGUCGCGAACAGCGACGGCGCCGCUGGAGACGAUUCGGACGCACAUGAUGUGCGGGCGGGGCGGGCUGGCGGCCAAUGGGAGCAUGACAGCUGUCUUCCAGUGGGUUCUGCGCACGGAGGGGUGGACGGGGCUGUUCCGCGGCAACGCCAUCAACGUGCUCCGCGUCGCGCCCAGCAAAGCGAUUGAGAUGCUCACAUACGACACGGUCAAACGCUUCCUCACUCCCAAAGAAGGCCGCCCCUCCAUCAUCCCGCGCCAGCUCCCCAUCCCCAUCUCCUCCAUUGCCGGCUCCUCCGCGGGCAUCGCGUCGUGCCUGCUCACCUACCCGCUGGAGCUCGUCAAAACGCGCCUGACAGUCAACCCUGACAUGUACCGCGGCGUGCUGCACGCGUUCCACCGCAUCAUCAUGGAGCAGGGCGUGGGGGAGCUGUACCGCGGGGUGGCGCCCAGCGUGGUCGGCAUGAUUCCUUAUGCUGGCGCGAAUUUCUACGCGUAUGACACGCUGUGUACCGCAUAUAGGAAGGCGCGAGGGCGGGAGGAGAUCGAGCCGCUGAUGACGCUGGUCAUUGGCUCCACUGCUGGGUGCUUUGCGGCUGCUUCGACAUUCCCCUUGGAGGUCGCACGGAAACAUCUUCAAAUGGGGGCGACGGGCGGCAGGGUGGCAUACACAGGCAUGCUGCAGUGCAUGAGGAGCAUAGUGAGGGAGCAGGGAGUCAAGGGGCUGUACCGAGGGGUGGUGCCGUCGUGUGCCAAGAUGAUGCCUGCUGCUGGCAUCUCCUUCAUGUGUUAUGAGGUGCUCAAACGCGUGCUUAUAGAGGAUGAAAAGGUACGAUAG